GUGACAGAGAUAGGUCAUUGCGAGCGAGAGUCAGGGGUUUAUUUAACACGUAGCUCUGUCCUCCCCCACUUUCCCAACGCGCAACCAAGACGAGUGCAUCUGCGGGACUCCCUCUUGACUGACUACGUGGAGAUCUCCGGAACACUGCUCCCAUUAUGCGAUAAAUAAUCACAACAACAACAAUGCAAAUGUAAAAUAGAUUACUUAUCUCUACAAAUUGGAGGAAAUACUUAAAUAUUUUAGUGAAAAUUUUCAAGGACUAUAUACUUUCAUUCAAUUUCAUUUGCGUUCUUGAGUGAAAACAUUGGGGGGGAAAAGCUUGCCCUUUCCUGCGUCAUUUGGAGUAGCUUAAAGAGAAUGGAAAUGGAAAGGAUUCCAAGUGCGCAACCCACCCCCAAGCACCAGCAGGCUGAGCUGUCUGACAUGCAAGGGAUGGAUUUCCCUAUGUAUGUAUACAAAUCCCGUCGGGGAAUGAAACGAGGAGAUGAUAGCAAGGAAACCUACAAACUGCCUCACCGACUUAUCGAGAAGAAAAGGCGUGACAGGAUAAACGAGUGCAUCGCUCAGUUGAAAGAUUUAUUGCCCGAGCACCUGAAACUUACAACUCUUGGCCAUCUGGAGAAGGCUGUGGUUUUGGAGCUCACGCUUAAGCAUGUGAAAGCUCUAACCACUCUACUGGAAAACCAGCAGCAGAAAAUCCUCAGUCUGCAGAAUGGCAUGCAAAUCGAGCAGUCCUCUCCCAGCCAGGAGAACAGUGAGGAGAUCUUCCGCUCAGGCUUCCAUGUCUGUGCCAAGGAGGUGCUGCAAUACCUGGUCAACCAGGAGGGUCGCGGUGACCUUACACCCUCCCACAUGGUCAACCACCUGCACAAGGUGGCCACUGAGGUCCUCCAGGGUCCUCCCCGUAGCCCCUGCAAACCCCGGUCUGAAGAGACCACCAUCCACUACCAACAUCAUCAGGCCCACAGGGAGAAGCCUGCAGGCCAGACCCCCAAGCCCAGUGAAGGCCAUGGGAAGAACUGCGUUCCCGUCAUCCAGCGGAGGUAUGCCCAUGCGGGCGGCGAGCAGAGCGGCAGCGAUACAGACACAGACAGCGGCUACGGUGGCGAGCAGGUUGAGCAUCUGGCGUUGCAUGCAGGCUACUACGGCCAGGAGAGACAGCUGAAGAGGGCGCUGGGAGAAAAGAGGGCGUCAUUUUGCAUUAAGCGGGAAGAUGAGGCGUGCCACAAACGCAGCCGGGUCGAGUCAUCCGAGGACGAGUCUCUCUCAGGCGGAGAGUCAUCCUCAUCCUCCUCCAGCGGCCACGGCAGCUACAUGAGCGCCUACUCCCCUCACCAGGCCCAACCUCAUCCCCUUUGCAUGCCCUUCUACCUCAUCCCCCCCUCUGCCGCCGCCUAUCUGCCCAUGCUGGAGAAGUGCUGGUACUCAGGGGCCAUGCCCAUGAUUUACCCUGGCCUGGGAGGCUCCGCGCAGGGCAUGCCUAGUGACAGGCAUGCCCCCUCUCCCUCGAUCAUGAUGUCCCCCAGGGGGCGCUCUCCCUCUCCCCCUACCGUAGCCCAAAGCCCCAUGGACUCCCCAGCCUUCCUCCAAGUGUUAAAGCAGGUACUUCCCAUGAACCUGGAAACCAAAGACUGAGAGACCACUGAGCACUUACACAGAAAAGUGUUAUUGAACAUAGACUGCUAUGCUGAGAGGAUACAUGGAGGAGAACAUGACCAGACAGUCAGAUCACCCACCACUACCCCUCUCUCCUCAACCCAGGAGUCAGAAGGGAGACAGAUAGAGCGCAUGCAGAAGGUCUGGUCCCAGAUCGGUGAGGCAUAAUCUACAGCUGCGAGCUGAAAAAGAGAAUAAAAGAAAGAGGGAAUGUGUGGAUGGAAGACAGCUCAAACAGUUUCCUAAUCCUCUCUGAAUGUUUGACUUUAUACCCCCACCAGAGUGCUGAGUGCAACAUUGACCCCACUGAUCUGGAUACACACACACACACACACACACACACACACACACACACACACACACACACACACACACACACACACACACACACACACACACACACACACACACACACACACACACACACACACACACACACACACACACACACACACACACACACACACACACACACACAGUUGAAUGUAUAAAUGUAAAAAAGUGGCAGUCCCGUAGAUGUUGAGGUUUCUACAUGCUGUGGACACUGACAGGGCUCAGCUGUACACACACCGUCCUUGUAAACCAUGUCACACCAAAUGUCAAUAGUCACCAUUCACCCAAAGGUUGCUGUCUAUUUACCUUAGGUCACCAUUGCCAUCACCGACAAUGCGCUUUGCCCCAUUCCCUAUGACAACAACAAACAUCCCGAGUGAAAUCAUUUCCCUACUGUAUGGAGUUAGUGAGGUCAUCAUGUGACCAUGUCAAGUUGGGAAUUCACUGACAGUUUAGAGGGACUUUUUGUAAUUAUUGUUUAUACUUCUUGUACAUCUCUAUUUUUGAUACGUGUCCUUGCGCUCGAACCAGAGAGAAAGGUUGGACAGUCGUUUUACCGCAUAAUAACUCAUGUACGUACUGUAGCCCUGCGCUGACCCUGAUCUGCAAUCUGACUCUGCUCAAGUCAAACCUGGAGUUUAUCAUCCUGUUGCCUUUUACUUGUGAAACACUGAUAAGAGAAAACAUCAGAUGUUUAUGAAAUGUAUUUGGGAGUUGGCGAGAAGUGAAUGUAUAUGUUUUAGCAGAAGAUUAGUUUUCUAUAGAAAGAGGUACUUUGAUAUUUUGGGACCUACCAGAAAGAUGUUUGAUGUACAUAUUUUGUCUAUAAAUGUUGACAUACACUAUAUAAGCGUAUUAAUAAAGUAUUUUAUCUGC
Molecule: messenger RNA, 2865 nt
Organism: Oncorhynchus gorbuscha (pink salmon)
Lineage: Eukaryota; Metazoa; Chordata; Actinopteri; Salmoniformes; Salmonidae
Product: class E basic helix-loop-helix protein 40-like
Exons: 5
Coding region: 358-1635 (425 amino acids)
Biological process (GO): circadian regulation of gene expression; regulation of neurogenesis; anterior/posterior pattern specification
Cellular component (GO): nucleus
Molecular function (GO): DNA-binding transcription factor activity, RNA polymerase II-specific; RNA polymerase II cis-regulatory region sequence-specific DNA binding; protein dimerization activity
Source: RefSeq, a predicted model, not a curated record